Messenger RNA from Hyphopichia burtonii NRRL Y-1933, 930 nucleotides. It is a transcript of the gene PIL1, whose product is annotated as lipid-binding protein. The transcript has a single exon. Gene Ontology annotation, cellular component: plasma membrane; eisosome filament. Bases 1 to 930 code for a protein of 309 amino acids. NCBI's taxonomy places the organism in Eukaryota, Fungi, Ascomycota, Pichiomycetes, Serinales, Debaryomycetaceae. Gene Ontology annotation, molecular function: lipid binding. Gene Ontology annotation, biological process: eisosome assembly; endocytosis; negative regulation of protein kinase activity. The record is from RefSeq and is a predicted model, not a curated record.
AUGCACAGAACUUAUUCAUUGAGAUCAUCUAAAGCACCAACUGCUUCUCAAUUGCAAUCCCCACCACCACCAACUUCCUCAACCAAGAAUCGUUUUUUCGGUUCCAAAGGAAUUGCUUCUUCAUUUAGAAAAGGGUUUGCCGGGGCCACUGGACCAGAGUUACUGAGAAAGUUGGCUCAGUACAUCAAAAUUGAAAAAAAUGUUAUGAGAGCCAUCGAGUUAACUGCCAGGGAACGUCGUGAUGUUGCUAAACAAUUGUCAUUAUGGGGGGAAGAAAAUGACGAUGAUGUUUCUGAUGUUACCGAUAAAUUGGGGGUUUUAAUUUAUGAAAUUGCUGAAUUGGAAGAUCAAUAUAUCGACAAAUAUGACCAAUACAGAAUCACUUUGAAAACAAUUAGAAACAUUGAAGCUUCUGUUCAACCUUCAAGAGACCGUAAGCAAAAAAUUACCGACGAAAUUGCUCAUUUGAAAUAUAAAGACCCUCAAUCUCCAAAAAUUUCUGUCUUGGAACAAGAAUUGGUAAGAGCCGAAGCUGAAUCCUUAGUUGCCGAAGCUCAAUUAUCUAAUAUCACUAGAGAACAAUUGAAGGCUGCCUUUAAUUAUCAAUUUGAUGCUACUAGAGAAUUGGCUGAAAAAUACGCUUUAAUUGCUGGUUACGGUAAAGCUCUUUUGGAAUUAUUAGAUGACACCGCUGUCACUCCUGGUGAAACUAGACCUGCUUAUGAUGGUUACGAUGCCUCUAAACAAAUUAUCAUUGAUGCCGAAAACGCUUUGGCCGGUUGGACCUUGGAUGGUGCCGCCGUUAAACCAACUUUAUCUUUACAUCAAUCAGAAUACGAUGAAGAAGAACCAAACCCAGAAGAAUUGGAAGGUGCUCAAGAAGAAUUUGCUAAACACGAUGAAGCAAAUGGCGUUCUCGAAGCAAAAUAA